AUGAUCAAAUGGAUCAUACAUGGGAUGGUUCAGGGUGUACGUGAGCUUGAGAUCUUCCACACUGAAGAACACUUAAAGGAACUUAGACCAAUCAGAUUACCAAAGAGUCUUUAUACUUAUGACAAGCUCGAGGUCUUGAAGCUCACUUACUCGAUUGGUCUCGAUGUUCCUGUCGAUGUUUGGCUUCCGUCUUUGAGAACGUUACACCUUAUCAAUGUUAAGUAUGAGACCAAAGAAUGUCACAGUCGGCUUUUGUCGGGAUGUCCUGUUCUUGAGGAGUUGGUGUUGGACAAGAGUUUAAACAGUAACUCUCUGAGGACUUUCUAUGUUGAAAUGCCUAACUUGCAGAGUUUAUCUAUAAUUGAUAUAUGUGAAGAACCGGACUAUGGUGUUGGUGGGCUUCAUAUGACUGUGAUCAAUGUCCCGUGUUUGAAGUAUUUGAACUUUGUUGAUUACGAUGAUGACUUGUGUUUGUGUGAGAACAUGCCUGAGGUAGUUGUGGCAAAUGUUAGAGUUGUUAACAAUAGUCCAGAGAAGCUAGUGGCUUCGCAGCUGCUUUGGAUUUUAUCGUCUGUUCAUUUGGAGCUAUGUGCAGCUUCCCGAGGGUGGUGGAAUCUACUUACUCGGAUGCUAGAAAGUUCUCCUAAACUACAAGUUCUCAAAAUAUGUGUGUGCAAUGAACGCCCUUGUACCACGAGGUCUAUUAGAGGUCACUGGAGAGGACCAAGUUCGGUUCCUGAAUGUUUGAUGUUCCAUCUACAUACUUUCGAGUGGAAGAAUUACAACGCAAAAGACGAAGAGAAGAAAAUAGUGGCGUACAUCCUUAACAACGCAAGACAGUUGAAGAUUGUGGGUAUCUCUGGGUGGAGAUACCAUUCCAAGGAAGAGAGAUCUAAGAAACUCAAUGAGUUGGUUUCUCUGCCUAGAGCUUCAAGCUCACAGAUGGACUGA
Messenger RNA from Eruca vesicaria subsp. sativa (arugula), 951 nucleotides. Lineage: Eukaryota; Viridiplantae; Streptophyta; Magnoliopsida; Brassicales; Brassicaceae. The record is from the annotation of a GenBank genome assembly.